Leptomonas pyrrhocoris is the source of this 6699-nucleotide messenger RNA. RefSeq names its product putative glucose transporter/membrane transporter D2. The transcript has a single exon. Gene Ontology annotation, molecular function: myo-inositol:proton symporter activity. Gene Ontology annotation, cellular component: membrane. NCBI's taxonomy places the organism in Eukaryota, Euglenozoa, Kinetoplastea, Trypanosomatida, Trypanosomatidae. The coding region runs from base 2805 to 4520 and encodes 571 amino acids. Gene Ontology annotation, biological process: transmembrane transport. The record is from RefSeq and is a predicted model, not a curated record.
AGUUGUGAAUGUGGGGACUAGUCACAUGUGUACAGUGUGCGUAUAACAAUUCCUUUUUUUUUGAUAGUUUACGAAAAGAAUGGAAUGAUGAAAAGAGUAAGAAUGAUACGAGGAGGAUGAGGAGCAACGGCUAGGACGUUUGCUGAUGACAUGAUUUCUACCUCUACUACUCUCCCUCGCUCUUCUUCUUCUCCUUAUCUUUCGGACUUGCAGAAUCAAAGUUCUCACACAACUUUUGAGUUUUUUCUUUUCCACCCACCCACCCCCGUGGUUGCCCACCACGACAGGGAUCCUUGGGUUUAACCAAUUCAACUACCCUUGUUUGCCACUUCGUUAGUAGUGCUACCUAUUAGAAAAAAUGGAAAGAGAGGAAAUCGCCAAGUCCAGUGCACCAUCGUCCCCUGACGUUGUAGGGAGUAAGUUUGGCAGCGGGACGCUGCGCGGGGUGAAUAGAUAAGAUGUUGGAAGCCCACCGCGAGUAUGGAGGGUGGAAUCAUGUCUCAGCUAAUGCAUCUCUCUCGGACUCUUUGCACCUCUCGAUUCUUCUCUUCUUCUGUACUUUACAAAAUCUUCGUCGACCGACAGAAGAUAAAAACCUGUGGCCGCGACCCUUCAAGAAAUCAAUUCACGGAGCGAAGAAAGAGUUCUGCUAUGUGGGGUGUGUGCUCCCAUUUGCCUUCAUAGCACCAUGACCUCUUUUCAAUUGUAAAUGAGGGCAAUGUGACGAAUUAUGCAUUAUUUAAAACGGACAGGUGGAAUAUAUUCCGAUUUUUAUUAUUACCAGCAAUAAUAUGUAACACGUUUGUUCUUUUCAUGCUGCACAAUCGCCGCAUUCAUUCUUAGGUGCAAACGAAACUAUUUUGGAGAGGAAAGAUUUUCACGAAAAUCAUGAGUGCACUACGGACGUGGAGUUUUACCUCUACAGAAAAUCGGUUUGUUAAAAGCGGUGUUCGUGAAACUCUGCGUCAGCAGGGAAAACGUACAGUAUAGGAUAAUGUACUUUAUGUCUUUCGAACUCUUUUUUUUUUGAAUCCGAAUGGCCACUUUAAAACCAGUAGCCAAUUUGGUCCUUUACUGCUAUUAGCGAGCGGCAAUAGGGCAUGCAAAGUUCUUUAGAGUACUGUAACCACCGUUAGAAAAGAAUUAAGCGAACGUCACGUUAACUUUAUCAACCCCAUUAAUCGUCGUCGUUUUUCGUUGAGCUGUUUCGAAAACAAACAAAACCUAUUUUUGUACCAGUCGGGAGACUGCUUUUUCAAAGUGUUUCUAUUGAAUGCAUAAACAGAGAGUUCCCGGCCUGCAAGUCCUGUGGAAAAAAGGAUAAACUAUAGAAUCGUUGCAGACGACUUGUUUUUUUUUCUGGUAGCACAUUGUUUCAUUCAUGAAAUUCUCUUAACAAAUAGACCUAGGGGAACUAAACAACGCUUUGCCAAUGCGAACGACAAAUAAACGGCUCUCGCAAAAUGCACCGGUUCACACCAGAGUAAGAAACUAAUUCAUGUGGUGGCAACUUUUCGUCAAUACUACUAUAAGCGCACCUUCCGGGCAGGAUGACGCCGUGACUGCGGUGGCGCUGUGUCCAAUCGGUGGUGCGAGACGCCGUGGCGAGCUGCCUGUGUGUGUUGUGUUCUGUGUGCUGUGUGCGGAGUGCGUGUGUGAUGAUGUACAGAGUCUGCGAAACACGCAGGUCGCGGAGCCCCGGCUGUGCGCGCCAAUUGAACUGCUGUAUUUCUUGGGUGAACAAUCUCUGAUGUGCCUCCUGCGUGGCUGCUGCCGUUGCUCGUUGGACCUGUGGUAUGCGCUGUGCGGGGACGCUGAUGCAGACAAAUCAAUACUCACUCCUAUGCGGAGCUGCACUGCGCUGCUGCCCGCUGUGCGGACGCGAAGAUAACAUGCACUACCAGCUGAUGGCUCCGGUGACUGUGGAUGUGUGCGGUGCGCUGUGGCGCUGCGCCUGCGCGUGGCUGUCACGUGCCGGAUGCGUGGCGCUGUCGCUGCCUCCGCGCUGCUGAACGCUGCUGAGCAGAGGCGUGGUGAACAAUGUGCAAAGGUGAUAGUUGUAUUCGUGUGUGUGCUGCAGUUGCCGCGGCGCUGUUGUGCUGCUCGCCGUUGCGGUGCCCUCGAGUCCUCACACUGCCGAGUGCGGUGCGACUGCGCGCCACUCCACCGUUUCCCGGCAUGGGGAAUUGGUGUGCACCGCUUUUGGGAGCUAGCGAAAGGAAGGACUGAAUGCGAUUAUGUUUUGAAUGGAACUCGUGUGAAUAUCAACCUCAGAGAUUUGUUUGUACUUCGUUCUCCCUUUUCACGGACAGUCUUCAACUUCCGCCUUGUUCUCUUUUCUGUUCGUUUCCCGCCCACCCAGGCCCACGCCGAUCCGCUUUGAGGGCGGACUGAGGUUGCAGAAGUCCGCCACCGCGUUCGUCUUUGCUCCCGUUCCACGUGAAAACGUUUCUCAGAGAUAAAUUGAUCUGAUGUCUUGCCUUCCUGAGAAAGUUGAAUGCUAUAUAAAUGCCCUCGAGUGGUCGUGAGGGUCGUGGUUUAUCCCUGUACCGGAUUGGGAAGUUAAUGGAGGGGUGAAGCAAAACACCCUUCCUCUGUUUCGUUUAUUUCUACUAACCUUUACCUUUCCCCCUUCUCCGUCUCAACCUACAAACACUGACAAUUAUUCCUGUGAUGUUUGUGUCCUAUUCGUUUUGCCCCUCUUUGCUCUGCUCUUCGCACAGUAACUCCCUUUCUGCCCUUUCUCUUACUGCUCACACUCUAAAUCACCUCAACACCUACCCCCAUACUGAUUCAUCGCAAGGAUGAGCAGGGAAUCGAUGAGCGGCGAUGUUGCGUUGGAAGCCAAGCAGGUGCCGGCCGGAGAGCCGUUCAUAGCGUUUCCUGCUGGUGAGAUGGGUCCGAUCGAUGAGAUUGGCGACAGCGCGAAUGUAACGGAGACCGCGAAGGAGCCAACGAGUUUUUUCUGCUGGCAGAAUUUCCUUGUUGUGCUUCCGAGUCUUCUGACUGCAACGCUGUUCGGAUACAACAUCGGGUACGUCGGACCGUACACGAGGAUAUAUUCCUACGCGACGAACUGCCAGCUGUACGGCGCGCAGACCUCGUGCGAGACGCUGUCCGGUGCGAAGUGCAAGUGGAUGGACGCCACGACGGUGAACGCGACGUCGACGCUGGGGAUGGUGUGCGGGUGGGAGGCGCCGCGCACGACGUGCUUCCUGAGCUACGAUGACGAGGGCAGCUGCGGUGCGGACCACGACUGCGUGUGGAGCUACUCCGCGAGCACGUGCGGGAACAAGGUGGGCUACACAUCGAUCCAGAGCGGCCUAUUUGCGGGUUCGCUGAUCAUGGGAACGGCUGUCGGGUCCUUGCUCGGCGGGUACCUGACGAAAUGGCUGGACUACCGCAAGAGCUUCCUGCUGAUCGGUGUCAUGGCUUCUAUCGGCACUAUCCUGGCGCACGUGGCGACCGGCAUCUUCCAGUACUGGCUGCUGUUUGUUUCCCGCAUCAUUUUUGGAUUCCCGAUGGGGUGGAUGUCUGUGACGGCGCCGCAUUAUACCGACAAGUUCGCUCCGCGUCGCUAUCAGAAGCCGCUGGGCACCCUCUUCCAGGUGUUUACUGCGUUCGGUGAGUUUGUCACAGCUUUCUUCGCCAUCUGUCUUGGCAACACGAUCGCGUACGACGCGGAGCGUGACGCGAAGGUGAUGGGCCGCUUGCAGGGACUCACGGCGCCUUCUACGUUGAUGUGCAUCCUGACGCUGUUGGUACCGCUGGUGACGAAGGACGGGUACUCGGUGUCGAAUGCGAAGAGCACCGCCCCGGAAGAUGAUGCGACCGCUGCUAAACCGGCGGCGAAGAAGUACCCCAUUUCGAAGAUGGUGGGUCCGCUGCUGAUUGGCGUGGCGAUGGGAUGUACGCUUCAGCUGACCGGCAUCAACGCGAACAUGAACUUUGCACCAACGAUCAUGUCGAACCUUGGCCUGGACGCGCUCGUGGGCAACAUCAUCGUGAUGGCGUGGAAUUCUGUAACUGCCUUUGUUGCGAUCCCACUGUCGAAGAAGUUCACGAUGCGGACGCUGUUCCUGUUCUUCACACUGCUGGGCUCGCUGUGCUGCCUGUUCCUGAGCGGCAUCCCUGUGUACCCCGGCGUGACGAAGGUGAAGCUUGCGAAGGAGGUGAUUGGGAUCAUCGGCAUUGCGCUCUUCAUCGCGUCGUAUGAGUUUGGCAUCGGUCCGUGCUUCUUCGUGCUGUCAGUGGACGUGUUCCCAGAGUCGUUCCGCCCGAUCGGUUCGUCGUUCACGGUGUGCGUUAUGUUCAUCUUCAAUCUUGUGAUCAACAUCUGCUACCCGAUCGCGACGGAGGGCAUCUCCGGCGGCCCGUCUGGCAACCAGGACAAGGGCCAGGCUGUGGCGUUCAUGUUCUUCGGCUGCAUCGGCAUUGUGACGGUGGUGAUCGAGUACUUCUUUCUGCACCCGUGGGAGGAGCAGGACGCCGAUGAUCUCAACGAGCCGGGAACUUGUUAGAGGCAGUGACGCGGUUGUGCGAAAGACCGCGGCGGUGAGCGUGCACGCGCGAUGUGUGGUGUUUUUUGCACGUGCCUGAGCGUUGCUUUGCGGAACUGCCUCUGCGCUUUGCGCCUCUGCAGUGAUCAACACAAAGCAAUGCAAAUGUGAAGUGAAGUGCUCAUUGCGUGAGUCGCGAGCCCACCGAACAUAUCGCUCGGUACCCACAGGAGAUGAUGCCACCAUGCUUUUAUGUUCGUAUUAAUUACCUUCCAUCUGUUAAACCGUAGAGUGCUGUUUUUGUUUCCAAAACUGUAAAGGUGCAUUUUGCUUAAUGGUAGUGCUUUAACUUCUCUCUUGUUUUCUUCUUUUCCUUUUUUUUUCAUUGUUUUGGGAUUGGGGUUGUCGUGGGCGUGAUCGCGCGUGCAACUGUGCGACGACUACGGCUUCUGCGAUGCUGUCUUGCAACUUCUCCUUUCCGUUUGCCACUGCGCUGAACCCUGACAGUCUCGAUGGAGUCUUGGCUGUUGAGCGCACUUGACGAGAGAGGCGCAUGUGUUUCGUCGGCGCUGCACUGAUUUCUGUUUUGCCGGCGCAAGCACGAUCGGUGGCACGAUGAGGAGAGUUGUGCUCUCCGCACCUCUGUGCGGUGGAAGUGCGCAGUGAGGCGAGACUUCUCGAGGACGCAGCCAUGACCUCCCCGACGCCAGCACUUCGUACUGCUCGCACUCUUCACAUGAUGUUGCCAGUGUUCAUUGCGGCGAAUAUUGAAACGUUUUUAUCUGCUCGCAGGUGGAAGUGUCGCAGCGCACUGCAACAGCAUUGAGUGACGGCGUACGUUGUUCAAAAGAUAUGCACCUGUUUCUUGGUUUUUGUUUUCCGCUUUGUUUCACUUCCUCCCCAAAACGGUAUUUUCCUCUCUUCUCUUCGGCCAGAAACUCAUUUGAUUUUCUCGUACAUCUUUUUCCCCCUCUUUUCCCAUUUUCACGUGCUCGCGCCACAGCCGGUGCCGGGAAUGGUGCAGAGCGAGAGCAUGCGAAGUACAACCGGCGGAGUUACAGGUUUAUUGAAUGCUGCUUCUCUCACUGCCCCUUCGCCCAGCUUUUCUCGGUCACGGCGAUACGGCUCUGGCCUCCUCCCCCUCUCUUUCAUUUCCCCCCGGCAGAGUGUUUCCUUUUGGUGCAAAUCGUCCCGUUUAUCUGUUGUGCAGGGCACCGCCUGGGACGAGGAGUUGCACGGGGGACGCUGCCGUGCUCUUAGCAGCUGCUCAUGCGGCCCGCGGUAGGUGUGUGUGGUCCGCCGAAGGCUGUGGUCGUGGGUACGCAUGAGCGAGGGAGUGGAGGUGAAGCCGAGUACGCGGAGCUGGAGAAGGAACUGAUUUGAACUACAGUGUCUCCUUUAUAUAUAUAUAUCUCCUCUGACUGCUAUUGCAUUGAAAUUGUAGAGCAAUUUUCUCUUUUCAUUCCGUCACUGGAUCGGUUGGAGUGCACCCCUCAUCCAUGACACCCCAGAGCUGAGGCUUUCUGGCCGUGACGCUCCCCCUGCGGCCUGUGUGGAUUGCCACGAGUAGCGCUCUUGCGACUCGGUUGAAGUGGCCUAUGGAAUAGGUGAUGAGGAGGGAGAGCAGCCGAUGCGUGUGCAGUGACGUGGUAGAAGUCAAUUGUUUUACUUGCCCCUGCGUGUGCUGCGAGUGUACCCCUCUGUAUCUCUCCCCACGCCAAUAUCGAUAUAUAUAUAUAUAUGCGUCGUUGGGCGGGCUGCGACGACAUUGUUUUGUUUCGAUUUAUCUUUCUCGUUCUAUCUUGCUUUUUCUCUUUUUAAAUUUCCCGACUAUUUCCAGCGGAAAAGAAGUAGUCAAACUCGGGGAGGUUCGCGAGGCGAGAGAGCUCUCACGGAUGCAUGCGUGGGAAGCGGUGACAGAUGGCGAGUGCUUCAGCACUCUCGUACGUGCCCGCUUGUUUGGUGGUGCGUGCGCAUCUCCGUGUUGGCACUCCACGCUUCGAGUUGUUGGUAACAGCCGAGCUCUCAAAAGCUUAUCUUAAUACCUAACUAUAUCUAAACAACGCUGUACCCUUUUUCAGCUUCGUUUCUAUUCAUUUAUUAUUACUAUCUUCAUGGUUUUGUGUGUGAAUGUCCUUUUCUGGUACUAAGGCGUCAUUGUGUUGUAAAAGCACGCUGGACAUCGUGGCCCUCUAACAAU